This is a messenger RNA of Exaiptasia diaphana, 2344 nucleotides long. Its product is annotated as pleckstrin-2. Gene Ontology annotation, cellular component: plasma membrane. The record is from RefSeq and is a predicted model, not a curated record. Lineage: Eukaryota; Metazoa; Cnidaria; Anthozoa; Actiniaria; Aiptasiidae. Gene Ontology annotation, biological process: actin cytoskeleton organization; intracellular signal transduction.
GCAGACCGGAUCAGUACAGGAGCCUACCAGAACUUCUUCUAAAAUUCUAAAUAAUCCUUAUGUCUUUAAGAAGGACAUCUCUAUAGUUAUAAUCACGAUUUUUAAAGCUCUGACUUUCGAAAGUUUGAAUUUAGUAACAUAUGAGUAACAUAUUAUAGAGCUUUCUUCGGCCUGUCUUCGAUCUGCAUACAGAUUAUAAGCAUUUGUCACGAUCGACUGGCAAAAUGGAAUCAUAGCAAUAAGAUGGAUUCUCUCUCAAGAGUCAAACGCAAGGAAGGAUAUCUGGUUAAAAAGGGACAUGUUCGACACAACUGGAAAACAAGAUGGUUUGUUCUUUAUGAUGAGAGAUUAAGUUAUUACAAGAAAAAAGGGGAUAAGGAGCCUGUUGGGUAUGUGCUUUUACAAGGAUGCUUUCUUGUUAGUCCAUGCACAGAAUAUACGAAAAAAGAGAGUGUAUUCCGUUUGACCUCUAAAGAAGGUAUAGAAUACCUAAUCCAGGCUGUUAACAAUGAAGAACGUGAUAUAUGGUCUAGUGCGAUUGCUGAAUGUAUUAGGAAACUUGAAGCUAGAGACAGGAAAUUGAAAGCUACUGCUGAUUCAAAAAGGCUGUCACAAGUUCACAAGAGAGAAUCAUAUAAGGAAUCUAUAUCAAARAUAAGAGAUAUUAUUGAUGCAAUGCAAGAUCCAAAUGCUGGGGUACCUCUUGAUAAUCAUUACUGCAAACCUGAAAACAGAACACACAAGCUUUGUUUCACAGGUAUACAAAUAGUGGACUGGCUGCUAAAAUGGUCAUUCAUUGAAGACAGAGAUGAAGGUGUCGGGCUGUGUAAUAUUCUCUUGGAAGAAGCNGACAUUCUAGAUAUUAUUGAUGCAAUGCAAGAUCCAAAUGCUGGGGUACCUCUUGAUAAUCAUUACUGCAAACCUGAAAACAGAACCCACAAGCUUUGUUUCACAGGUAUACAAAUAGUGGACUGGCUGCUAAAAUGGUCAUUCAUUGAAGACAGAGAUGAAGGUGUCGGGCUGUGUAAUAUUCUCUUGGAAGAAGCGCACAUUCAACCGGUUGGAAUGACAAGUAAAAAUUCAUUCAGACGAAAUMGAAAAGAUUCUCGACAAAUGUUUAUCGAUGAAACAGAUGCUCUUUAUAGAUUUUCUGCUCUGAGAUUUAGCAGCACCCAAGAUGUUCUUGACUUUGAUUCAUCAGACGAGUCAAGCGAUUCUGAUGAAGAACCAGUCAAAAUACCGAUCCACAGCAAACGCAAAAGUACGCCAUGAUGCUGCGCACGCGCAAAGGUGUCAAAUACAUUUUGAGAGCCGGUUCCGAGAUGGAUCAAUUGGAAUGGAUUGAGAGUUUACAGAGCGUUUGCGAUGAACCGAACAAUGAUUAAAGGCCGYGUCGCCUUAGAUGAAGUACUUUCAAGUUUUCGUAGUCUGCGMACAGCCGAACCAAAAAUGUUCUUUGGCUUCGCGCAGGCAACGUUUUCGCGUCUUCGUAGAAGAAACACCAAARAAUAUUGUCUUGCCCUUUGCGAUGUAACAUAAAACAGGUUUUGCAAUUAUUCUUAGCUACCAUUGAAAAAGUGUAAGGACAACUUCUCCCAUCAUACUUUGCUACAGAAAAUGGCCUCGCUGUACCAUGGCUAUUUAGUAUUAUAAUUUUCAGUUAUAUAUCGCGGCCCGUGAGAAUAAUAUAUAUUACUUUUUUGUGUUUUCUUAGGUAUGAAACUUUUUACUUUGUAGUCUCAAAUUUUAUGAAUUCAAAUUUUUAUCCUAAUCUACCCUUAUUAUAUAUGAGGCAGGCCCUCAGAGCAACACAUUUGAUUUGRUUUUUAUCUUCAUAAGCAGAAGUACAUAUGUACUUGUGUCAUGUAAGCCAAUAGUAAUAUCAACGAUUUCUAAGAAAUCAUUUUCUAGGUAUUUUCUUUUUCUAGGUAAGAUGCUUAGGCAGGCUCACCUUAGCCGGAGAAUAUCUCACCUUCAUGGGUCUCGAUAAUAUAAUUUUCAUAUUUAGGGGCAGCUACUUCAAAAAAAUGUUGUCGGAGAGAAUGACGAAUAAAUGAUUGAAAAAUAUUAUGGGAAUUGACGAUUCGAGGUAAUCGACUUACCACGAAACUCAAUAGAAAGACAAAAGUUGUAUUUAUUGUCAACCUAAUAAUGGAGUCGUGCUUGYUCUCGCGUAGUGCAUCAUGGUAUUGAUGAAGUUUGAUUUCAAAGUCACGGUACCAUCAUUCGUCCGCUAGAAAGAAGACCAUUCAAAUGAAGACUCUAGUGGAAAUAUUUUUGGCCUCCAUGUUAGUUUUUCUUCAGAUGAGUGAAUACAAUAAAAUUCACGUCGAACCCACUGUAA